Pseudo-nitzschia multistriata is the source of this 2931-nucleotide messenger RNA. The record is from the annotation of a GenBank genome assembly. Lineage: Eukaryota; Bacillariophyta; Bacillariophyceae; Bacillariales; Bacillariaceae.
GGGCGAUCAAAAACCGAUCAUAACAACUCACACUAUGUCUUAUGAAAAAGGAGUACAUCCGAGACAGUUAUUUCAUCAGUACUUUGUCGCCGCAUGCUCCGAUCAUUGUUCAGAGGCUCCCGCAAAACUGCCGCACACCGAAUUAUACCCGUAGCACCAUUUACUAGCUACAACCUCCUGCUGUUGAACAAUCCACAAGAGCAACCAGCUGCAGAAACCACCACAGCAAUUGCAACAAGCAUAGCUUAGUUGCCACAGUUGUGUCCAGUUCGUUCCAGCAGAGCCGCAGUAGAUUUCAAGUCAUCCGACGUCAUUUAUUGGACAUAUCGAUCCCGAUUAGAAUUGUUUCGUUACCGAUUCCAGAGAAACGGAAAAGACCUGUUAAGUUUCUUUCCUUCUCGCCAUCGCUAAAACCCCCGACAAACACAAGAAACAGACGCAUAUCACGGCUGUUUGCGCAACAGAAAAACUUCGGUUUCUCGAAACUCCAAGUUCGCCAACCACGCACUGACAGUAGCUGACAAAAGCACGCGAAGACUUCCAAAGCCACGCCCUUUUCAUUCCUAGCUUCUGCAUCUUUUCUCAUAAACUUCGUUUCAUGCGAGAGAAAAAAAGAAAGCAGAAAAAUACAGCGAUCCAUUGACUCUUGCAAUACCUAUUUCAUUUUGUUAACGAUACGAAGACAGCAAGGCUAAGCAUAUGGUAGGAUACCGAAAUAAGACAGCAAAAUCCAGCAUCGCAAUGGAUAUUGACAAUCAGAAUCAGCGAUCCAAAUACGGAAGUGCCUCUCACCAGCAGCACUAUCAGCACUCCGCACCAGGAUCCUCCUCUUCCUCGAAACCGGCUUAUGACAGCAGAGGAAGUCGAUCAAACCGGGGAACACGAGAUGACAUGGUUGAAAACGAAGGACCUCGCGGCGGCCGCUCGUCACAGGGUUAUUCACGGUCUUCCCGACAGGGAGGUAGCAGCAGAUCCUCGCGAUACAAUGUUCAACAGCACCAAGAACAAUCAUCGGGUGGAGGAUCGAGUUAUCCGCAUUCCUCUUCCUCUCAAUACAACCAUCACCAAUCUUCUAGGCAAGGACCAACGAAUGCUCCUCCGUCUUCAAUGAUCACCCCGUCAGCGAACCAGCACUUCACGCCUCCAGGAAACAAUCCCUACGGAGGACAGCAGCACCGCAACAGCCAUCACCAUGUGGCUCCGCACACGCCCGAUCAGUCCGUCCAACCGACAUUUCCGCCGCCGGCGGUCACCUCGGAGUCACCGCCCCCGGCGGAACAGACCCAGCGCCGUCCCGCGUACCUUCUUCAUCGCGACCUGGUGAUUGGAAAAGGAUCCUACGGCCAGGUUUGCAUCGCUUCACGCGGAGAAGCCGAGGGCCACAUGUCGGGAAGCGGACGGUCUGGAAAACGAAAAAAGUUUGCCUGCAAGUGUGUCAUGCUGCGGAACGAUCCGAAGUACAUUUCCAAGUUACAAGAGGAAGUCAAUGUUCUUCGCGAACUUCGUGGCCACGACAACGUGAUUCGAUUGUACGAUGUCUUUUGUGUCGACAAUGAGCUCUUCAUAAUAACGGAGCUCGGAAGAGGAGGUGACUUGUUCCAUUUGUUAACAACCCAUCCCAAGCACGGAGUCACUGAAGCCUAUGCCGGUAAGUCCGUUGUUUGCCAGUCGCUAACUUUGUGAUUAUUCUUAUAAUUAUCAUCCGGGAAGUUCCAUGUUCUCACACAUUGUGAUUCGUUUGUCGGUUUUGUUUUCUUUUGAUCCGGUUACAGCCAAGACUGUAUCGGAAAUGCUUUCGGCGGUAGCUUUCUUGCAUUCGAGAAGCAUAUGCCAUCGAGAUCUCAAGCUUGAAAACUGGGUUUUGGAAUCCGGAAAAGACGUCUGGAGCCCGUUGAAACUCAUCGAUUUUGGUCUGUCAACACACUACAGACAGGGCGAACGACUCACGCGAGUGGUUGGUUCAUCGUACUAUGUUGCUCCAGAAGUAUUGAAGAAGUCUUACACGGAAGCCUGCGAUUUGUGGAGUUUGGGAGUCAUUGUUUAUAUGCUUCUCAGUGGAGCUCCUCCAUUUUAUGGCAAGAACGACGAAGCGAUCAAGGCAUCGAUUGUCCAAGGGGAAUACACCUUCCCGCAUGAGCUCUUCCGGGACGUUUCGGACGAGGCCAUGGCAUUUGUGUCGACUUUGCUUUCGUACAAUAUCGAGUACAGAUAUACAGCUGCCCAAGCUUUGACUCACCCUUGGUUGUCCGCCAAUUGCGACUCAGAGGCAUUGUCAAGGGCAAAGGACGGCGCAAGAGGGGUGGGUAUUAUUAUUGAUGGUUCCAAACCAGAACCUAUGCAACUGUAGGGUAGUACGGUAUUAUUAGUAAGUUGCAUGUAUCGUGCAACAUAUGAUGACAGUGUUUAUAUAAAAACAAUGCAACACAGCAAUGCAUCGCGACGAUAACAGCUAUUAUACUAUACUAGAAUAUAACAACUGCAAUUUCAACAUAAGAGUAGUUUCAAACCAAACCUCAAUUCUUUUGUAUCAUGUACGUCUAACACUGUCGUAAAACAACUAAUAUAGUACGAAACCUUCGCAAUGCUAUUCUGAGUCUUAGUGAGGAGAGGAAUUGUUGGCGUCCUCCGUCGCGCUCUGAUCAACAGUUUGCAGUGUUCAGAGACGCGCUCCCCAAGAAACCUUGCAACCCCGCCUUCGUCCUGCACAAACAAAACUAGCAUUAUCCCCCAGCCUGCGUCCACCGUUCAGGGGCGAGCCACAGGAUGUGAUGGUGACCCGGACAUGCAUCAAACGCAAUGAUUACACUAGGGGGAAGGGUGACGAAGUCGCUUCUGUCACUUGUUGCAAUACCGCCUUCAGCCGCGCUCGUUCCACAGCAGAGUAUUGAUGGUUGUGGCCGCAGUGAAGAUUCAUAAAACAUCCCUCCGCCA